Molecule: messenger RNA, 2505 nt
Organism: Pyricularia oryzae 70-15
Lineage: Eukaryota; Fungi; Ascomycota; Sordariomycetes; Magnaporthales; Pyriculariaceae
Product: trichothecene 3-O-acetyltransferase
Exons: 1
Coding region: 538-1965 (475 amino acids)
Source: RefSeq, a predicted model, not a curated record
GAAAGUGGCUUUGUACUCCUGAUUAGACAGUUUAUUCCUAGGUAUUGCAAAAAAAUUAAGUUCGGAUCGCAAGAAAGCUCUCAAUCAGAAGUGGUGUCGAGCAUGCCUUGGCUUUGGCAGUGUUCAUCGGGCCUAGAACCCUCAGCGCCGGGCCGUUGGGGAGCUUGAAUGCAGUGGGGACUGCCCGUCAACAUGCAUUCCAAAAAGUGCAUGGUUGGCUGGAGUUGCAAGAUGGUGGGGUUGUCAGCACUCACGAACUCCUCGUGAAUUAGCCCAAAUGAUUCAAAUCGCAUCCAUCACCGCGCCAAGAAGCUAAAAGCCCACCCGUGGGCACUAAAACAUCAGGGGUCCAAUCACUGAAUCGGUCCCUGCAAGAAAAUUAUGAAUCAUUCUGGAUGCAUCUUUGGUCGACGCUGACGCCCAAGUCCUUUUACAAGACCAUAAAAACAUCACGACCACGCUGACAACUUGCAUCAGCCUUCAACUUGAUACAAGCAGCCACGCGCAUUCACCUCGCAGCGAUAACCAUCAGCAACAAUGGCGCCUGUGACAACCUCGGACCAGCUCGGGGCCGCUGCCUUUGAGCACCUGGACGACACAUUUGGCUCCUUCCCCAUGAUCAGGCGCUACACGCCCAUCUGUCUCUUGUUUUCGCUUCCGGAAGAUGUCCCUUCCAUCCAGACCGAGGUUGAGCAGCAUCUCAGGCGCGCUUUAGCAAAGCUCGCCCGCGAUCUACCCUGGGUAGCCGGUCGCGUCAUCUAUGAAGGCCGGGACGAAACCCACUCGGGUAUCCGCAGGGUCAUACCCCACGCGGACGAGAUCGAGCUAAUUGUCAAAUACAGCACUGCCGAGCUCCCCAGCUUCCAAGAGAUGCAGAUCGCCAACUUCCCCAUGCGGUUUUUGCAAACAGACGUCGUCGUGCCGCCCAUCGCCGUGACGUGGGUGGCCUCUCCCUACGACAACGACAUAAUCGCCCCGGUUCUGGUCCUGCAGGCCAACUUUGUACGCGGCGGACUGGUGUUGACGAUAGCCAGCAACCAUACCACCAUGGACAUGACGGGCCUGGGCAUGCUGAUUGGCUUCUUUGCCAAGGCCUGCCGAGGAGAGGACCUGACAUCGGAUGAGAUAGCCCAAGCGAACCAGGACAGGCGCAACGUCAUUCCACUUCUGGGGGACGAUUACCAACCAGGCCCCGAGCUAGACGACUGCUUCAUACCGCAGAUGCCCCCACCGCCCCCACCAACAACAACACCACCAUCAACAACAACAACAACCGCCACCCCGCCCAAGCCUGCAAAAUGGGCCUACUUCAACUUCCCCCAGCAAGCACUCAAGGACCUCAAACUCGAAGCCAGCAAGCAGACCAUCGUCCCCUACAUCUCCACCGACGACGCCGUCACCGCCCUGUGCUGGCAGCGCACGCAGGCCGCCCGCGCCGCCAAGCUCGGACCAAAGGCAUCCUCGACCCUCGCGCGCCUCCUCAGCAUGCGGCAUCUGCUCGGCCUCUCCGGCCCGGGCAAGUACUACAUGGGCCACCUCGCCGACUGCGGGUACGCGGAGCAGACCGACGUGUUUGCCCUGCCGGUGGGCGACGUGGCCGGCCGGCUGCGGGCGGUGCUGCGCGACGAGGAGGCGCAGCGCCGGCACUUUUGCGCCUUUGCCACCAUGGUGCACCGCCUCGACGACAAGUCGGUGCUGGCCAACGGCGCCAGGCAGGACCCGCACUCCGGGGUCGGCGUCUCGUCGUACGUCAACGUCAAGACGGGCGGCAUGUCGUUUGGCGACGUCCUCGGCAGGCCCGUGGCGACGAGGAGGCCCAUGAUGGCCCCGUGGCCCAGCCUCAUGUACCUGAUGCCGCUGGAUGCCAAGGGCGACAUGGCGGUGGGGUUCUGCUUGGCCGAGGAUGAGAUUGAGACGCUGAGGGGCGAUCAAGUGUUGGGCAGGUAUGCCACCUACGUGGGUUAGGAUUUCCCCAGAGCGCGGUUCAAGAAAAGCAGUGGCUUCUUUAUUAAUACCGCGAGAUGGAACACCUUGCCGCUUGUAUAAUUACAGCCAAACGUGAAUCAUACAAUUAGAGUCGUUCUCGGGUAUCAUUAGCAGUUCAAUAAGCAGUGCGUCAGCACCAGGCGGGAUUCCGUUUCCUCUCUUUGCGAGCCUGGGCCUACCAGCUUUCAAAUCCAGGAAACCACGAGCAGAAUCCAAGUGUUUGUCAUGCUGCAGGGAGAGGAAUGUUUCGUUUGCGCAGAUCGCAUCCUGCAGCGCACACGGCGAAACCCGCGGAGUUCACAGAUUCGUAAUGCAAUGCAUGACUAGGACUCAAGUGUUUGGGUUCAAAAUUAUAUAGUAAGAAAAGGUUAACGCAUGUUUAGGCUAGGGACGAACCACGCAAGUAUAAUCAGUGUCUUGAUUAUUGGGUCAGUUGAGUGACGUCUCGUAGCCGGCCCCGCAAGGGACACCAGUAAUAAACAUCUACCGUCAGUGAGGAAAUGUAAAAACAGUUCAGCG